AUGAUCGCAAAUUAUUUUCGUAUCGCUCACCGUACUGUGAGAAAUUGGUUCGGCUCGGUUCGGUACAUUAAAUUAUUUCUUGAACCCUUACUAGCUGCGAGUGAAGGUGGCAUUCGCCUGAGUCCCAGAGUUUCUGGUGCAAGAAUAUGGACGCAAGUGUCUCGAAACCAAGUGCGGUUUUUGACCUUUCCGCACUCAAAAAUUACGCCGAGGGUGAUCUCUUCCCAGCGCAUACCGCAUACUCGUAACUUCUGGUGGUCGAAACCGGCGACACCUGAGCAGCAGGCGGCAUCGGCAGUAGAGUCAGCACCACCUUCCAGUGGCAACAUUAGUACCGCUGUUGUGGACUUGGAACCAGAAACAACAACAACCAAUACAGCGACACCGGAGUUAGACUCUGCUUUGAUACCAGGGACUACCGCGCAGGAUAGUUUAACGGCCGUCGUUGACGGUGGUGCAGGUAUCGAUAUUCCUGCGUCCGACAGCGCCAUCCUACCCCUUCAAUAUGGAGAUUUAGCAGAAUUAGGCCUCGCUGGCUGGUCACCAGCUGGGAUCAUAAGGUGGUCGUUCGAACUUCUACAGGUCAGCACUGGAAUGCCGUGGUUUUACACGAUCAUCGCCGGCACACUUUUGUGGCGUGUGGUCAUUUUACCUGCCAACAUCAUGAGCCUUCGUAACUCGUCGCGUUUACUUCCAUAUACCGAUAAACUGCAAGCUGUGACGGCGGAAUGGAAGUCAAUCGACACCAGUGACCGCCUUGCAUUGCAGCGUAUAUCCCUGAAAAGACAGAAAAUCUAUGAACAAGCGGGUGCACGGGUGCUUCCUUCCAUUAUCAUGCCCUUUGUUCAAAUCCCAAUCACAUUGGGUUUGUUCUUAGCUGUCAGGAAGAUGACCAUGCUUCCUGUAGAGCAGCUCAAACAGAGCGGAGUCUCUUUUUUGCCUGAUUUAACUAUGUCGGACCCAUACUACAUCCUACCAAUCUUGUCCACUGUUGCCAUCAACAUCCAAAUGUCGGUGAUGAAAAACGACGUCAAUUUUUCCGAGCGUCCCGAGAUGGCUCAUCUCAUGAAUUUUAUGCGCAUCUUUUCGUUCAUGAGCGUCCCUCUCAUGGGCUCACUGCCUAGCGGUUUGUGGUUGUCCAUCCUGACUGGUGUGGCAGUGUCAUGCCUGCAGUCCUUUAUCCUACAACGUACAACAGUGCGCAGGUGGCUCAAGAUAAACCCUCGUGUUGAACCAAAGGUCAAACCACCCACUAUGAUGGAAUCUAUGCAGUACGCGAAAUCGUGGUACAUGAGCAAGAGAAUCAACGAGAGAAAAAUACCGAUCUUAUUACGUAAUAUUAUGGCUUAUAGCCGUGGUACUUUCGGCUACGCACACUUCAUGGCUUUCAAGUUGGGCUCAAUAACAGUACAGGCGCCAUCCGCAACACUGACUGAAGCUCCCAUUCCGGAAGACGAAGAGUACUACUCGUCGUGGUCUCUAUUCCUCGUUUGCUUGCUACUCGUCGUCUCGUUAUGGACAUCUUAUUACCUGCAAAUCAGGAAAAUCCGGGCCAUCCAUGAGACUACCGUCUCUAUCUUUGCAGGGAUGUUUGUAGGGUUGGUGAUUAGACUUGCACCGGGAACGAUGAUUCGAGAAAUGCUGACCUUCAAACAUACUCUGUUCUUCAACUUGCUACUCCCUCCUAUCAUUCUUAACUCUGGAUACGAGCUCAAGCAAGAGAACUUUUUUCGCAAUUUUGGUUCCAUCCUUACUUUUGCAUUUUUGGGCACAUUAAUAUCAGCUAUCGGUGUCGGUGUGCUCGUGUAUCUCUACUCAUUCCUGGGACUAGAAUCCUUGGAUAUUACACUGCUGGAGUGCCUGAUUUAUGGCUCUACACUAUCUGCAACUGAUCCAGUGACCGUUCUUGCCAUAUUCAAUCAGUAUAAGGUGGACCCAAAGCUCUACACCAUCAUCUUUGGCGAGAGUCUGCUAAAUGAUGCGGUCAGUAUUGUCAUGUAUGAAACCCUUGCCCAAUUCCACGGCACAGAGAUAUACAUCUCGUCGAUAUUCCAUGGCAUCGGAAUUUUCUUGCUUUCAUUCAGCGUAUCCAUGGCCCUUGGCGUUAGUUUUGGCCUGGCAAUGUCCCUAACCCUCAAACACUCGUCGAUGAGUCUGUAUCCUUCCAUCGAAUCUUGUCUUGUUGCCCUCUGCGCAUAUACCUGCUAUUUCUUGUCAAACGGCUUGUCUAUGUCUGGCAUCGUAUCCCUCCUGUUCUGCGGAAUCACCUUGAAACACUAUGCAUAUCAUACCAUGUCCCGGCGAACGCAGCGAACAACAAAAUAUAUCUUCUCGACUCUCGCUCAACUCUCCGAAAACUUCAUUUUCAUAUACCUCGGUCUCUCACUUUUCACAAGUCCUCCGUCAUCAGAGCGCGUUACCAACUAUGUCAAGCCCCUCUUCAUUGUGGUCACGACGGUUGCAGUUGUAUUCACCCGAUACGCAGCCGUCUUCCCACUAUCUGAAGCGAUCAACUUCUUCACUCGUCAUGCUCGGGGACAGCGAACAGAAGAGAUUCCACACUCUUACCAGAUGAUGUUGUUCUGGGCUGGCUUGCGAGGUGCAGUGGGUGUGGCACUUGCGGCUGGUUUCAAGGGCGAGAAUGCGCAGACACUGCGGAUAACUGUCCUUGUUGUAGUGGUGCUUACUGUUUUCGUUUUCGGGGGUACCACUGCACGCAUGCUAGAGAUCCUUGGUAUUCGCACAGGCGUUGAAGACGAAGCUGCUAGUAGCAGCGACGAAGAUGCACCUCCGGGACGCAAUGCAUGGCAGAAUCGCCGCCAUAGUGGUUCAUGGAACAGGUAUACCGACGAUUCUGAACCCUUGCCAUAUUUCUCGCCAUCACAACACGGAUAUGGGCGGGCUGCAGGCAGAGUAGGGUCACACUAUACAUCACGGACUUAUAAUCACCACACGGGAGCACCACCAUCGCCGAUCGGCAAUACCAUGUUUUCUGCGACAUCAUCAGAUUCCUUUGAGUCAGAAGCGGAAGUGCUCCCUAUGGCCACGACCUCAGCGGAUGCGGGUCCGUCUGCGGAAAGACAUGAUGGCAGACAGGCCAACGAAGAUGGCAAAUGGUUCCAGGCGCUGGAUGAGAGAUAUCUUCUUCCUUUAUUCUCGAAUGCCACUGCCAGCCGCACCUUCCACGCCAGACGUGCGCGGAGGAAUAUCUCGAUAUCAGGUCAACCCGCAGGUGCGAAUCUAAGCGCACUGGGUACGCCGCAUGACAGUGAAGACGAGGCUGAGAGCCCAGAGGUGGAGCUUGGAACAGCAAAUUCUAGUCAGCGGAAUUACAGCGGCAUUAUGGGCAUUUUGAACAACUUCUGA
Molecule: messenger RNA, 3366 nt
Organism: Suillus bovinus
Lineage: Eukaryota; Fungi; Basidiomycota; Agaricomycetes; Boletales; Suillaceae
Product: Sodium/hydrogen exchanger family-domain-containing protein
Exons: 14
Coding region: 1-3366 (1121 amino acids)
Biological process (GO): proton transmembrane transport; vacuolar acidification; sodium ion transport
Cellular component (GO): late endosome; fungal-type vacuole membrane; early endosome
Molecular function (GO): sodium:proton antiporter activity
Source: RefSeq, a predicted model, not a curated record